Messenger RNA from Anopheles maculipalpis, 3082 nucleotides. Its product is annotated as mucin-2-like. The transcript has a single exon. NCBI's taxonomy places the organism in Eukaryota, Metazoa, Arthropoda, Insecta, Diptera, Culicidae. Gene Ontology annotation, cellular component: extracellular region. Gene Ontology annotation, molecular function: chitin binding. The record is from RefSeq and is a predicted model, not a curated record. The coding region runs from base 5 to 3082 and encodes 1025 amino acids.
CGAAAUGGCCUCGAGCGGAGGCAGUUGGAGUAUACUAUGCACACUCGGAAUAUUCAUGUUAGUGAUUGGGUGCUGUGUCAGCGAACAUCAACCAGCCAAUGCAAACCUCUGUCAACCACGCUGCUGGAGCAGUGAACGGGACGAACGUCCACGUUGGCCAGCAAGCGCUAGCAUCAAUCAGUACUGGGAAUGUCUGGUCGACGGCGGUGAGUGGUAUGCACAGCUUCGCACCUGUCCCCUCGACGGGAUGUGGUUUGAUGCGGAUAGUCAGCAAUGUGCAUCCACCAGCAGUAACGAACCAUUAAGCGAAGGUGUUGUGUCGUGUGGAAGUCGCUACCACACCGGUGGGCAACAGUUCGCCGAUGGUAAUGAGUUGUGCCCGGAACCAAGCUGUGCCACGCAGAUAUUCAUCGAAACACUGUGGGGCUAUCCGGAUCCGGCAUAUUUCCUACAGUGUCGUCCAGUGCCCGACGGUACCUGGCGACUUCAGCUGAUGCCAUGUGCACCGGGUACUUGGUUCCAUUUUGUGCAUCAAGUGUGUGUUAUCCCGGAGCUUUGGGAAGCGUGCGACGGUACCGAGGGUAGUGGGCCAACAACGACACCGGUGAUAACAACGCCAGAGGUGACCACUCCUGAACUAACGACUCCGGAGAUAACGACACCCGAAGUCACCACACCAGAAUUGACCACUCCAGAGAUAACGACACCCGAAGUCACCACACCAGAAUUGACCACUCCAGAGAUAACGACACCUGAAAUCACCACACCAGAGGUAACGACCCCGGAAAUUACAACACCGGAAAUCACCACACCGGAGAUUACAACGCCGGAAAUCACCACACCGGAGAUUACAACGCCGGAAAUCACCACACCGGAGCUAACGACAGUCGAGGUGACUACCGAGGAGGUAACGACGGUUCCAACGCCGGAUAUAGGAACGGAUGACGAUGUAGUUGUUCCGCUGGAUCCUUGCAGUGGGCCACGAUGUACGACGUACGAGGAAAUCAACACACUCUGGGUUCAUCCAGUGCCUAGCAUGUUCUACCAGUGUCGACCAUUCAUGUCUGGUUGGUCACCGCAGGAGAUGCCAUGCGCUCCGGGUACGCUGUUCAGCUUCUUCCAUCAGGUUUGCGUACACCCGCAGGAUUGGAUUGAUCCUUGCGGUUUAACCACCCCCGGUACCCCUGCAACACCCACACCUACGCCAACGGCGGAGCCACCAAUAACGACCACGGUUGUGCCUCCGGUAACACCCACAGCAGAGCCACCGAUAACGACCACGGUAGCACCUCCUGUAACGACCACGCUCGAUCCCGGACAGCCGCCAUCCUUUAUCGAUUGUCUCGUACCGAACUGUGUGCUGUUGCAAGAUGAGGUGAUCCGUCUACCGUCGUAUGAUGGGCCGCAAUAUUUCUACCGGUGUAUCUUCCUGCUGCAAACGGUAUGGGUCCCGUUCCAGGACGUCUGUCCGGCUGGGCAGUACUUCCACUUCGUGGUACAAGGCUGCGUAGAUCCGUCCGAAUGGAUCGAUGUGUGCCCAUCGGACCCGAUCUCGACCACACAGCUUACGACGGUGUCGCCAACACCGACGGAGGAACCACCGUCAACACCCCUACCGGUCGUGUGUGGUUCGCCUCGCUGUACCACACCGUCCGAACGUAGCAUCCUGUGGCCUAGCACGGUUGCAGACAUGUACUAUCGUUGCGAAUGGAUCGAGCGACUCUUCCAGUACGUCCCAGUACCGGUACGGUGCUCGGGUUUCUACUUCUUCGACUUCUUGGAGCAGCAGUGUGUUAAUCCUCUAGACUGGGUGGACAUAUGCCCAAUGUUCCCGACCCUACCACCACCAAUCUGUCCAGACUGUUGCCCGACCUGUCCACCGGCUUCGGAUGCACCAGACGAUGACAACAUACCGCUGCCAAUUAUUUGUGGCUCACCACGAUGCGUUACCGAUCAGGAGCGUAAUUUCCUGUGGCCCGCACAAACCCCGAACGAGUACUAUCGGUGCGUGGACAAUGGCGAAGGUUGGAUACAAGCAACAUUGGUACAGUGCCCCGCCGGACUUCUCUUUCAGACGUUCGAACAGCAGUGUGUACCGGCAAGCGAGCACGACAACACCGUGUGUCCAGUGUAUCCACCACCACCCAGUGCGACACCGACCGACCAACCCGACCCAGACACCUGCCUGGAGGAGUUUGAUGCCGUCCCAAUCUAUCCGAUCUUUUGCGAUGCGGCGCGCUGCGAUACGGAUGCAGAGCGGGCCGCAUUAUGGCCACUGAACGAUCCUGCGCGAUACUUCUCUUGCGAGUUCCAGGCCGCAUCCGGCCGGUACGAACCCGUACUGAACGAGUGUCCGCCCGGGCAGAGCUUUGACUUUUUCGCACAGUGUUGUGGAUUGGCACCGCCAAUCAAUGUGUGCCCGAUUUAUCCACCGAUGAACACACCGCCAUCUCCCGACCAGCCCGUUUGCCUGACGGAUGCAUUUGAUCCGAGCGAGCUGAUACCGAUUGAGUGUGAUGUGCCACGGUGCGUUACCGAGCUUGCGCGUAGUACCCUUUGGCCAUCGAGCACGCCGUAUCAGUACUACCAGUGCAUCGAGCAGCUGCCCGGACUGUACGAACCGAUCAUGCAAACGUGCGAAUUUCCGACCAGCUUCAACUUUUUCCUACAGUGUUGCACGGAGGAGUUGCAACCCGUGGACGUGUGUGGGGUGCUGAUGGAAGCGCUACCCGAUCCGACCACCCUACCGUUGCCGAUCGUGUGCGAUCAGCCACGGUGUGGUACGGAGCAGGAGCGUAGCUUUAUCUGGCCCGCUGCGGAUAGGAAGCUGCUGUACCUGUGCGAACCGGACGCACCGGUUGCUGGCAGUACUGCGAUCACUUUCUCUGCCCGCAUGUACACCUGUGCGGACGGUAAGGCAUUCCACGCGUGGCGUCAGGACUGCGUGCCGGAGAGCGAAUGUCGUCUAAAUGUGUGCCCGUUCUACAACGGCACUGGUACCACCGGAGUGCGUACGACGACGGCGGCGGCAACGACACCGGGGAUGGUUGGACCCAUACUAACACCGCCCAACUUUGGCUAA